Messenger RNA from Hevea brasiliensis (rubber tree), 3526 nucleotides. RefSeq lists its product as uncharacterized. The coding region runs from base 667 to 2394 and encodes 575 amino acids. The record is from RefSeq and is a predicted model, not a curated record. The transcript is spliced from 4 exons. NCBI's taxonomy places the organism in Eukaryota, Viridiplantae, Streptophyta, Magnoliopsida, Malpighiales, Euphorbiaceae.
UUGUAGCCAUCUAAUGUCCUUGAAAUUCAUGUACUUUUUCUUGAAGCUUUGGCUAUACCUGUAGGCUUUAAAUGCAGUGAGAUUCUUUAUGAAGUUAUGAGCAUGUACAGCCGAGCCAAUGAAGACAAAGCAACAGUCCUCUGCCUUGCCUUGCUUGUGUCUGUAUGCAAGUUGCAAGCUAGUGCGCAAAGAAGAAAGAAACUAUUGUCCAUCAAAGAUUUGCUUGUUGCACCCAAUCAAGACAAAAAAAAAAAAAAAGGAUUGCUUCUUGCAAGGCCAGCCCCAGGAGCAGCAUAUUUUCAUUUGAGACCACCGGGACAGAGCAGUAGCAGUACAAUAGAUGUUUGUCCCUAUUAGCUUUGUGCAUAAUAUAAACCUAGGAACCUGCGCCUUUUAAACCUCUUUUCUGCACCUUUGCUGUGUUCUCAAACCCCAAGAUUCACAUCUCUCUGACAGGUGAGUUUUCUUGUCAAGCAAAACUGAAAAAGUAAAGAAAACGCAGCUUCCCCAAUGUCUCUUUGAGAUUCUGAUAGCGACACAUCUUUUUCCCCUAUUCAAUCGCUUCACUACAAUCAUGGUGGUGAUUGUGCAUUGCCGCGAAGGAGGGACCCUUGCUCAAGGAAAAACAGAGAAAGAAACUCCCUUUUCCUUUUCCAUUUCCAUUCCAUGGCGUCCCUCACGCCUGGGCUGCUAUCGAAGCUUCUCGAAAAUGCAGGCAACAAGGACUUGAGGGUGACUGGAGAACACCGCUCUGCUCUCCUCCAGGUGCUUGAGAUCUUGCCUUUUCUCGCUGGACCCGACGAUCCUUGGCAGAGCAGAGGUUUCUUCUUGAAGGUUUCUGACUCUCUGCAUUCCGCUUAUGUCUCCGUACAAGAUGAGGACGUGGAUUUGAUAUACAGCGACAAGAUUCAAUUGGGUCAGUUUGUCUACGUUUCUAGACUGGAUUCGGCUUCGCCUGUUCCAGUGCUUCGUGGGUUGAAGCCCGUGCCCAAGAGGCGACCUUGUGUUGGAAAUCCCAAGGAUUUGGUGUCCAGUGAUAUGUUGCCUAUCAGACCAAGUAUGAAUUUUAGCAAACAGAAGAAAGGAUCCAAGACUGAUGGGUUGCCGAAGAAGAUAGCAGUGGAUUGUAAGGCCAGGAGAAGGGAUUCACUCGGGAAUGGGACCAAGGCAGAAGGGUUGGAGCUGAGGAGAUUGAGUUUAGACUCGUCCAGGAGGAUCUGGAAUCAAACUCCAACGCCCAAAUCUUCUUCUACACCUAGUAUGACUUUGAAAUCGUCCAAGAAUUUUAAAUUUGAUAAGAAAACUUCUUCCAAGAACGAUUUAUCAUUUAAGCGCCCAACUUUAAGUAUUUCACCGUUGAAAAGCAAAAAUGAAGUCUCUUCACCUAAAGCCACUACAAGACCUUUGAAGAAAGAAUUAAAGUCUACAACUGACCACGCCAUUCCCAGCUGUCUCGUGAAGUUGCCUCUUAGUUCCACAACCUGCUCUGCGCAAAGGAUUUCAUGGGAUGCGGUACCUUCCGCCAUUCAAAAUCUUGGAAAGGAAACCGUGCAUCACAGAAACGUUGCGUUUGUGGCCGCUGUAAGUGCACUGGAAGAGGCGUCAGCUGCUGAAAAUGUCAUUCUUUGUGUUCGAGAAUUUGCAGAACUGUGCAAGUCUUCUCAGAAUAUGUCUUCAGUAUCACUAGUGGAAAAGUAUCUGGACCUCCAUCAGAAUAUGCAGAAAGCAGCGAAGGUGAUUAAUUCAUUAAUCAGUGAUAGCCUUUUAGAAGCAAAGUCAAGCUUUUAUGAUAGCCUACAAUGUUUAUUGCCUAAUGCAAGGAAAACUAAAAUGAAUAAGAAUGCUGCAUUGUGGGUUCAUGCUGCCAUAGAGACCAACUUUUCGAAAUUCAUUUUGCUCAAGGAGCCAGAGAAGAGUGAAAUGGUGGAUAGUGAUAAAUGUCAUUAUGUCAUCCUAGGAAGCAUCCCAGAGGAAUUGCAUUCUGAGAAUCAAUCACCUCAAAUCAAAGGAAGACCUAGAAACCAUGGCAACUUGUCAGAUGCAAGCCCUGAGCAAGAGCCAUCUUCAUGGAAGAAAAUGGACCCAAAAAAGAAUGAUUGUCCUAAAGGAAGUGGGUUAAAGGAAACAGCAAGUUUAGCAGAAAAGCUGCUGUUGCAUUCUCAUGAAUGGUUCUUGAAUUAUAUGGAGAAUUCAUUGAACAAUGGAUUUCAGUUUUGUAUGGGGGGAGAUUCUGAAAUUGCCUAUCUUCUAAGGCAGCUUAAAAGGGUGAAUCAGUGGCUAGAUGACUGGGGUGGUUUGGGAGUUAAGGUUGAUGGGAGGAUAGAAGACUUGAGGAAGAAAUUAUAUGGGUUUCUACUGGAGCAUGUUGAUACAGCUGUUGCUGCGGUUAAGUAGUCAUAUAAAAUGAGAACUAACUGAAAUCAUACUUUGGAGCUGAUUGGUUUCGAAUUCACAUAGACAUUGGGUAUAUGGUUAACUGGUUAAAACACACACUGCAAGUGCCUUCGGAUUGCUAGAAGUUAUUCAAAUGAAUCUUAUCUAACAUCUCCAACUUUUUAACUAUUUUUGAACUAGGAAAAGCCUACUACCAGAAGGGUGGCAUUGACUUAAACUUUAUAAUCUCGUUGCUCUAAUGGUGUAUAUUUAAAUGUAUUUGGUUUGCUAAUGAAAUCAGGAUGGUGGCGGUUCCCUUUUAGGAAAGCAUAUUCAACUUUUACCCGUUCAUGAUAUGUAGUUAUGGAAUGUAACCGAUGGAUGGGCUGAACUACAUUAGGCACAUGGUGUCACUGGAGGUCCUAAAGCUGUGGACAUUUGGAUGCUUCAGGUUCACUUUCUAUUUGAGCACAAGCGCAGGCGUUGUUGUUUCCAGGUGAAGUGAAUUCUAUACAUCCUUGAAAAAGAGAGAUUCUCUGUAAAAGUUCUUGCACUCAAUUUGUGCUUGGUGCUGUUUCUUGGGGACGUUUAAAUCUCCUAGAAGGUAUUACUUUAGAAAUCAAAUAUAAGAGUAUGCUCCACAUCUCCUAAAAUGUAAGAGUAUGCAAUCAAAUAUUGAUAUUUGUAACCGUUGCAAAUGUAGUUAGGAAACAGCCAUUAGUUGAUUCAUGGAAUUCAUUGAUGGUGAUGGAGUCUUGCUGACGGAAGCUGCUGCAUUUUUUGCAGAAGAUUUCAUUCCUUUGCAGGACUUCAUGUGUAUGUGCAAUUUCUCUGGCUUGAAAGAUUUCCCACAUUGCCUGCAUUUCGAGGGUGGAAAUUUGUCAUUAUCUGGCAAUCACAAACUUUUAGUCGAGCAGGAAAUUUCAUUAAUGAAUUUUCAACUUGGUGGUAUUUGGUGAAUUCUUAAGUUACUGCGCUAAUUAGUUAUUAUAGUUUGAGGUUUAAUAAUUGACACGAUUUCCGUCUGUUUCAAUUGGAGCUACUUUCUUGUUAAGAUUGACAAUUGUCAAGCCUGCAGGGGCUCUACUUUAGCUAUGACUUUAACCCCUCUUGUGAUCUCAACUCAAUUCAAUAUAUGUCAUCUUUUUUUUUU